CGCCGGGCUGGGCAAGGUGAGCGCCCCCCCGGCGGCCGCGGCCGCCCCGGCCUCCCAGCCUCUGCACCGCGGGCUGCAAGAAGUUAAUUUAUUUUUGGAGAAGCAGCCCUCAGAGUUUGUCUAAUUCCAUCUGCACCAGCUCCUUUCACUCUAUUUUAAACCAGUUCUUACUGUGCUGCAAGUUUAUAAAAACAAUCCCUGCUCCCUGAUAAAAGCAGCCCCAACCCGCGGAGAAAGCAAGGAGUCACAAAAGCAGCAUCUCCUCCGGGACACUCUAGCUCAGCCGAAAAGUUCGCAGCUGUGGGCAGAGCAGAUCUGGGUGACCCCAGCUGAGGACGCUCCUCUUUCCACAUUGAAGCUGGUUUGGACGAAGAAGCAGCCGCACCGUUUGCUACAGGGGUCACUUUGGUGUCUGGUUCUCUACUUGAGCAUUCAAAGUGGAUCAGCCAGAAUCUGGAUCAGUCCCUGCAGGCACGGUGAUGAAUGGUGUGAUCAAAGAGGAUUGCUCGGACCACAAAAGUGCACCAAGUGGAAAUGAAGAAGAAAAGGCACCCAAAGAGAAGGCUGUCAGUGAAGUGAGAGAUGGCACCAAGCUCCAGCCACCACCCUUUGCAGAGCGGAAGAACGUUUUGCAGCUACGGCUUCAGCAGAGAAGGACUCGUGAGCAGCUGGCAGACCAAGGCAUCAUGCCACCACUGAAAAGCCCAUCUGCAUUCCAUGAACAACGAAAAAGUCUGGAGCGAGCCAAGACUGAAGAUUAUCUCAAGCACAAGAUCAGAAGCAGGCCUGAGAGAUCAGACCUGGUCAACAUGCACAUUUUACAAGACUCAGCUGCAGAGGGGUCCAUUCAGUCUACUCAAAUGAAGCUGAAAAGAGCCCGACUGGCAGAUGAUCUCAAUGAAAAGAUUGCUCUCAGGCCGGGUCCUUUGGAGCUGGUGGAGAAGAAUAUUAUUCCUGUCGACUCAGCUGUGAAAGAGGCCAUAAAAGGUACUCAGGUGAACUUCUCCAAACCACCCGACGCGUUCGCCUUUGAGGAGGACAGCAGCAAUGACGGCCUGUCCCCGGAGCAGGCCAGGAGCGAGGACUCCCAGGGCUCCACGGAGUCGUCGGCGGGCACCAAAGCCUCAGAGCCGGCCCCGCCGGCGCCCUCGGGGACGCCCCAGGAUCACCCCCACAGCACUGAGGGUAAUGCAGCAGAGCUGGCCUCGGGGCAGAGCAGCCAGUGCGACAGCCCAAAGCAAGCACCAGGACAGGACAGCCCACCCCUCCCGGUGCCCUCUGUGGUGAAGUCAAAAUCAUCCAGUGAUAGCAAGAACCGUCACAAAAAGCCCAAGGACACCAAGCCCAAGGUGAAGAAGCUGAAAUAUCAUCAGUACAUCCCUCCAGACCAGAAGGCAGAAAAGUCCCCUCCGCCCAUGGAUUCUGCAUAUGCCAGACUCCUCCAGCAGCAGCAGCUCUUUCUGCAGCUCCAGAUCCUCAGUCAGCAGCAACAGCAGCAACAGCAGCAGCAGCAACAGCAACACUUCAGCUACCCAGGGAUGCACCAAGGCCAGAUAAAGCAAUCAAAUGAGCAAAUGGUCAAAAGUUCAAAUUCUUCAUCAACUUCUGUCAACAACACCCCUCUUUCUCCUGUGAAAACCACCUUUUCAGGCCAGACUUGUGUCUCAUCUAUCAAGCCAGGCCCUCUGCCAUCUAACCUGGAUGAUCUGAAAGUGUCAGAACUGAGACAACAGCUCCGAAUAAGAGGCCUUCCUGUAUCUGGUACCAAAACAGCACUGAUGGAACGGUUACGGCCCUUCCAGGAGUGCAGCAGCAAUGCAGUGCCAAACUUCAGUGAGAUCACAACUGUAACCUUUCCAGUCACUCCAACAAGCACCUUGUCAAGUUACCAGUCGCAGACCUCUACCAGCAUGUUAUCAAAUGGCUUCUACCACUUUGGCAGCACCAGCUCCACCCCACCCAUCUCUCCAGCCUCCUCCGACCUCUCUGUGAGUGGCUCUUUGCCAGACACAUUCAAUGAUGGGCCCAUGUCUUCGCCACAGUUUGGUCUUCAGCCAUCUCCAGUUCAUGGUAGUGCUGAAGAAAGCCUCAUGAGCAGCAUGAAUGGAGGGAGCAUCCAGCUGGAGCUGGAAGGGAUUGACACAGAGAAAGACAAAAUGCUGGUGGAGAAGCAGAAGGUCAUCAAUGAAUUGACAUGGAAGCUGCAACAAGAGCAGAGGCAGGUGGAAGAGCUACGGAUGCAGCUCCAGAAGCGAAAGAGAAGCAAUGGCCUUGAGGAAAAACAACAGCCCACUCAGCAUUUCUUUGGUGUCCCCAUCAAGCAAGAAAAUGUAGUGUCCAGCUGUCCAUUUGCAUCCAAACAAACUGCCUUGAAAGGCCAAGCCAGCAGCUCAGAUAAGUUAAGUAACUGUGGUGUGCCACAGCUCUCUCAUAUUGUAAAUAGUCACUGCCUGGAGCCUGCAGGGCAAAGCACCAUCACCUCCUCAACAUUCCUGAGCCCGCAGUGUUCCCCCCAGCACUCUCCUCUCGGGGCUGCAAAGAGCCCGCAGCACAUCAGCCUGCCGCCAUCCCCUAAUAGCCACUAUCUCCUCUCGGUGUCCCCCGGCUCACAGGCAGAAGGGCGCAGCGGGUCCCCACAGACCAACAGUUGCCUUCGCACAGCAUCGCAGAUGACUCGAAGUCAGCAGAUGGACGAACUCCUGGACGUGCUGAUUGAGAGCGGAGAAAUGCCAGCCAAUGCCAAGGAAGACCGGUCCUGCCUGCAGAAAGUACCUCACAUAACAGUGUCUACAGGGAACUCCAGCACUUCUCUCCCAAAGUCAUCUGUCGCAUUCGAACAGGUCUCCUCCACCCAGCUCCCAUUCGAGCACUGUCCAGGCGGUGGUGACACUCACCUAGAGGUCCUGCUGAAUGCUCACAGCCCACUGGGGAGAGUCAGUGAAAUUGCCCUACUGAAGAUGGGAGGAGAAGAGUCCCACUUCGAAGGGAUGAUAGAGGGGUUCUCCAGCAAAGCUGCAGAUGAACUGCUCACCUCCCAGGAAAUUUUACAGACUCCCCUCUCACCAAUGGAAACACAGCUCUCCCCUUCCCCUGCUGAUGGCUCUGGUUUACAAAUGAGUUUCACUGAAUCUCCAUGGGAAACGAUGGAGUGGCUGGACCUCACCCCCCCCAGUUCUGCCACUGGCUUUGGCUCGCUCACCUCUGCGGGCCCCAGCAUCUUCAACAUUGAUUUCCUAGAUGUUACUGAUCUCAAUCUAAACACCAGCAUGGACCUUCACCUGCAGCAGUGGUGAAUAGGAGGGCGGUGGAGGCAGGAGACUGCAGCAGCCAGUGCAGUGUUUCCGCCAUGCUGGAGAACACAUAGGGCUGACGUGCCAGAAUCAGGGGAAACUGGAGGCAUUUUCCCAGUGAAUAAACUUGUUUGCAUUUCCUGUUACUGCAAAGUGACAGCUCAACAGCUCUGGUACUUUGGUUUUCCUCCAUUGACAUAUCCCCAAAGGAUACCUUUAUCAACACUCCUUCAUAUUGACCGUUGUCUAGAACUUCGAUUUUGUUCCUCUUACCUUUUUCUCCCCAGUUUUAGCAGUCACUCCCAUGAGAACUGGAGCAGCUCAUGACAAAACUGUGUGGUGAGGACACCUCAGCUGGGAAGCAACAGGAAAUCAUCCAGAGGUUGCUGCCCCCUUCCCUCCUGCCUCUCCAGCUAGUUAGGCCAUUGUGCAUGGCUCACCUUAGCCAUGCCAGGUCACGAGAAUUGGGAGCAGAGAGGUCCAAGGGCUCUGCCCAGCCAGGGCAACAAACACACUUCUCUGUACAGCCAGACUUGCCUUACACCCUUCCUUCUGUCCCCAAAGCCAUGUUCCCCCAGUCCCUGCACAGCUGUGCUCCAGGUGAGUGAGAGAUGGAGCCGAUGUUCACAGUGGUACUUUGGGAUGUUCUCAGGCUGCCUGUGGGGCUGAAAGCCAAAGAGCUGUCCUGGCUGCAGUCUGAACUGAAUCAGGCUGAAGCCUGUGACCUUGAAGCAGAGAGGCCUGGAUGCUGGAGGCAGCUGCUCAGGCUGCAGGUGCAGGUAUUGAAAGGCUGUGGCAUUCUGUUGCAGCUGGCGUGUCCCAGCUAGUGUGGUACAGAUGAAGAGAUGUGUUAAUAUGUUCUGAUCCAAGGUAGGAGCAAGUCGUAUGGAAAAUACAGCAAAGCUUUGCAGGGGCUGUCCUCUGCACAGCCAAAAAUCAGGAUGGGUCUCUACUGCCCUGCAUGAUCUGGGAGCAGGGGCAGCCAGGAGCAGCCAUUCAGCCACCUGGUGUAGGACAGGGCUGAGCAGGCCCUUGUGUGCCUGUGGUUUUGUGUGAGCACCUGCUUUGCUGUCUCCACUCCUCUGCCAUCCAGAAGGCUUCCUUUUUCCCAUUCUUCCUCGAUCCCCAGCAGUGAUCCUCCUUUCCCAAGUUUACUCCGGCAUCACUGUUCACCUAGCUCAGAGCAAAGCCAUUUGGAGAACAGCUGUGAAUCACUGAGCCUAGAGGAGCUUGUUCUUCUGAAGCCAGCAAAGAUGGAUGCUCUCCUGCAGUGAUGCCUCCAGUGUGAAGUCACCAGCAUUUCUCCCACAAGUCUCUGUGCAAUAUACUUCCUCGGGCUCUAAUGAGAAGGAGCCUUUGCUUCACUUCUUGGCUUCCACCAAAGAAAUUAACUGCAGACUUUUUGACGGACACAUCUACUUCUUUGCAUUUCUGGUUUUGCCAAAGUAAAUAUUGUUGCUGACAAAGAUUGUUAAACUAUUUACAGACUGUGUGUAUUUAAUAUUCAUGUUACUGGAAAGACAUCACAUUGGAGAUGCGGCAGCUGGGGAGGAGGCCCAGUGCGAGGGGCACCGCGGGCAGCCUGGCUGCGGCUCCUGCGGGGCACCCACACCCAAGGCUUCCGCAGCUGCCAGAGGUGGCUCUGUGGCCACUGCUGUGUCUCAGCUUAUGGCGUUGUUGCAUGCUGUAUAAAGAACAUGGCAGUAGCUUUUAAAUCACUAUUUAAAGCACCACUUUUCUAUUGUACAAAUGGUCACAAUGCACUGCUAGGAUAGACAGUCACAGGUUGCAUUUUUUUUAAGUCUUUUUCUAAGCGAGAGACUUUUAGAAGCCGUUUCAUAAAGAAUAUUAAUAGCACUUGAAUCAGAGUAGUGUUAGCUGCUACACUGCGUCAUUGUACAGGGCUUUCCAGACAACUUUCUCCUCUCAACAAAUGUAUUUCCUUAUUUAAAGGGAUGCUGUCAGCUUCAACGUUGUAAGCAAGCACUUUUCCUUACCUAUGUUACCAGCAACACCUUCAUUAUUAAAAACCCCUUUGUCUUGCCACUA
Oxyura jamaicensis (ruddy duck) is the source of this 5339-nucleotide messenger RNA. It is a transcript of the gene MYOCD, whose product is annotated as myocardin. NCBI's taxonomy places the organism in Eukaryota, Metazoa, Chordata, Aves, Anseriformes, Anatidae. The record is from RefSeq and is a predicted model, not a curated record. The transcript has 14 exons. The coding region runs from base 480 to 3293 and encodes 937 amino acids. Gene Ontology annotation, biological process: smooth muscle cell differentiation; cardiac muscle cell differentiation.